This is a messenger RNA of Misgurnus anguillicaudatus (oriental weatherfish), 1776 nucleotides long. The record is from RefSeq and is a predicted model, not a curated record. NCBI's taxonomy places the organism in Eukaryota, Metazoa, Chordata, Actinopteri, Cypriniformes, Cobitidae.
UCUGUUUAGUUUUGAUUUAAUGUUAAUACUUAAAAGCUAUUGCAAUUCAAUAUAUUUAUAUUCUAGCAAUGCUCUCCCACAUAUUUUGCUAUUAUAACUGCACUUAUUUCCGUCGUUGGUAUAGGUUGCAGAAGGGUGAUAAUUGACCAGAAGUACACAGUUUUAUAAUAUCUUGCUGUUAACAUUUCUCAGUCAUUUUGGCGUUCCUACAGACUGAACCACUGUAGUGAAUCCACCCUUACACUGUAAUCCAGAAAUCUUGCCCAGAAGAGUUAUACACUGGCCCGGACCUUAAAGCUUAUCUGAAAGGAUUCAAUUUUACAGUUUCUUUUGCAAUCCAAAUUUGAUCAAUCGCAAUGACCACUUUGACUGGAGAAGACUUUGACUUCACCUUCCUGGAGGAAGGUUUCUGUGCACGAGAUAUAGUGGAACAAAAGAUCAAUGAAUCAUCAUUAUCUGAUGAUAAAGAUGCCUUCUACGUGGCAGACCUGGGCGACGUUUUGAAGAAGCAUCUGCGGUGGGCACGCAUCUUGCCCCGCGUCAUGGCGUUUUACGCAGUGAAGUGCAAUGAAAGCAGGAAUGUCAUCACCACUUUGGCGUCUCUGGGAGCUGGAUUCGACUGCGCAAGCAAGACGGAGAUUCAGCUAGUUCAGUCUGUGGGUGUGGAGCCAAGCAGGAUCAUCUACGCUAACCCCUGUAAGCAAGUAUCUCAUAUUAAAUACGCCUCUGCCCAUGGGGUGCAAAUGAUGACCUUUGACAGUGAAGUAGAGCUCAUGAAGGUGGCACAAUGCCAUGACAAUGCCAAACUGGUUCUCCGUAUCGCCACUGAUGACUCAAAGGCCAUGUGCAUGUUAAGCAUGAAGUUUGGAGCCACGUUAAAGACCAGCCGGCUGUUGCUGGAAAGGGCCAAGGAGUUGGGGUUAGAUGUGAUCGGAGUGAGUUUCCACGUGGGCAGCGGCUGUACUGAUCCUGAGACGUACAGUCAGGCCAUCUCUGAUGCACGCUAUGUCUUUGACAUGGGGGCGGAGCUGGGAUACAACAUGAAGCUGCUGGAUAUCGGUGGAGGUUUUCCAGGCUCUAAAGACAUCAAACUGAAGUUUGAAGAGAUUGCUGCUGUGGUAAAUUCUGCACUGGAUAAAUACUUCCCUGCUGACUGCGGUGUGAGGGUCAUCGCUGAACCUGGACGCUACUACGUGGCGUCUGCGUACACGCUGGCAGUCAACAUUAUUGCCAAAAAGGUCAUCAUGAAGGAGCAGUCAGCCUCUGAUGAAGAAGAUGAUUGGGCCAAUGACAGAACCUUGAUGUAUUACGUGAACGAUGGCAUCUUUGGUUCCUUCAGCUUUGCUCGGUUCUUUCCUGUCUUGCCAACAUUGCACAAGAAACCCAAGCCUGACAAACGCAUGUACCAAUGCAGUAUUUGGGGUCCGACGUGUUGUGGUCUAGACUGGAUGGUGGAGCAGUGCGGCCUGCCAGACAUGCAGGUGGGCGACUGGCUGUUGUUUGAGAAUAUGGGGGCCUACACCGUGGCCGCAUCUUCCACCUUCAAUGGCUUCAAAAAACCUGAUAUUCAUUACAUCAUGUCCCGAACAGCCUGGCAGUGCAUGCAGCAGAUCUGUGAGCAGGGAUUGGCCGCUCAUACUGAGGAGCAGUGCACUCACUUUUAAAACAAAAUGCAGCAUGAAGUUAAAACAACUUGGUUUUGCAAGGCAAUUCAAUAUACUAUUUUAAAUCAUUACUCCAAAAAAAAAUCCAGAUAAUUUACUCACCUCCAUGUCA